Molecule: messenger RNA, 764 nt
Organism: Choloepus didactylus (southern two-toed sloth)
Lineage: Eukaryota; Metazoa; Chordata; Mammalia; Pilosa; Megalonychidae
Product: nuclear ubiquitous casein and cyclin-dependent kinase substrate 1-like
Exons: 1
Coding region: 1-726 (241 amino acids)
Biological process (GO): double-strand break repair via homologous recombination; interstrand cross-link repair
Cellular component (GO): cytoplasm
Molecular function (GO): single-stranded DNA binding; double-stranded DNA binding
Source: RefSeq, a predicted model, not a curated record
AUGUCUCGGCCUGUCAGAAACAGGAAGGUCGUUGACUAUUCACAGUUUCAGGAAUCUGAUGAUACUGAUGAAGAUUAUGGAAGAGAUUCGGGCCCUCAGGCUAAGAAAAUUCGAUCAUCUCCCCAAGAAGCUAAAAAUAAGAGGCGAUCUGGAAAGAAUUCACAGGAAGAUAGUGAGGACUCAGAAGAAAAAGAUGUGAAAACCAAGAAGGAUGAUUCUCAUUCAGCAGAAGACAGUGAAGAUGAAAAAGAAGAUCAUAAAAAUGUACGUCAGCAACGGCAGGCAGCAUCAAAAGCAGCUUCUACACAGAGAGAAAUGCUCAUGGAAGAUGUGGGCAGCGAGGAAGAACCAGAAGAAGAGGAUGAAGCACCAUUCCAGGAGAAAGAUUGUGGCAGCGAUGAAGAUUUCCUAAUGGAAGAUGAUGAUGAUAGUGACUAUGGCAGUUCAAAAAAGAAAAACAAAAAGAUGGUUAAGAAGACCAAACCUGAGAGAAAAGAAAAGAAAAUGCCCAAACCCCGGCUAAAGGCUACAGUGACGCCAAGUCCAGUGAAAGGCAAAGUGGGUCACCCCAGGGCUUCAAAGGCAUCCAAGGAAAAGACUCCUUCCCCCAAAGAUGACGACGAGGAACCAGAAAGCCCUCCAGAAAAGAAAACAUCUGCCAGCCCCCCACCCGAAAAAUCUGGGGAUGAAGGGUCUGAGAAUGAAGCCCAGUCUGGGGAGGAUUAAGAGUGAUGAUGGUUUGAGGAGAGAUUUUAUUAAAAAAA